This is a messenger RNA of Trichoplax adhaerens, 1737 nucleotides long. RefSeq lists its product as uncharacterized. Bases 1 to 1737 code for a protein of 578 amino acids. The transcript is spliced from 8 exons. Gene Ontology annotation, biological process: mitochondrial unfolded protein response; protein import into mitochondrial intermembrane space; apoptotic mitochondrial changes. Gene Ontology annotation, cellular component: mitochondrial matrix; mitochondrial inner membrane. Gene Ontology annotation, molecular function: ATP-dependent protein folding chaperone; protein-folding chaperone binding; ATP binding. Lineage: Eukaryota; Metazoa; Placozoa; Uniplacotomia; Trichoplacea; Trichoplacidae. The record is from RefSeq and is a predicted model, not a curated record.
AUGUAUCGUCUACGUGAUAUGAUUCGACCGGCAUUAAAUGCCGUUAGCCCUAUUGUAAGAUCGCAAUUAGCUAGAAAUUAUGCCAAAGAGGUAAAGUUCGGCGUAGAAGCAAGUAGCCAAAUGAUCAAAGGUGUUAAUGUCUUAGCUGAUGCCGUAGCUGUUACUAUGGGUCCAAAGGGUCGCAAUGUUAUAUUGGAACAAUCUUGGGGUGGACCGAAAAUUACCAAGGACGGUGUAACUGUAGCCAAAGGAAUCGAACUGCCUGAUAAGGUGAAUAAUAUUGGAGCACGUUUAGUUCAAGAUGUUGCCAAUAAUACAAAUGAAGAAGCUGGUGAUGGUACCACUACUGCUACUGUUUUAGCUCGUGCAAUUGCAACCGAAGGUUUUAAGAAGGUUUCCAUGGGUGCAAAUCCACAGGAUGUUAGACGAGGUAUCAUGUCGGCUGUUGAAGUUGUAGUCGAACAACUGAAACAGCUUUCUAAGCCAGUUACAACACCUGAAGAAAUUGCCCAGGUAGCAACGAUCUCCGCGAAUGGAGAUAAAGAAAUAGGAGACCUUAUUUCUUCUGCGAUGAAAGCAGUCGGAAGAACAGGUGUGAUAACAGUUAAGGAUGGCAAAACAAUGAAAGAUGAAUUGGAAGUCAUCGAGGGCAUGAAGUUCGAUCGUGGUUUUAUCUCUCCGUAUUUUAUAAAUACUAGCAAAGGUCAGAAAGUAGAAUAUCAGGAUGCUCUCUUAUUAUUAUGUGAAAAGAAAAUAUCUAGCGUUCAACAAAUUGUACCAGCAUUAGAGAUUGCCAACACCAAUCGCAAGCCUCUAGUUAUUAUUGCAGAAGAUAUUGAUGGUGAAGCAUUAAGUACUUUAGUACUCAAUAGACUCAAGGUUGGAUUACAAGUAGCCGCUGUUAAAGCACCAGGUUUUGGAGAUAACAGAAAGAGUACUUUGCAUGAUAUUGCUGUUGCUACUGGUGGAAUGGUUUUUGGAGAUGAAGCCAUAGACACUAAGAUUGAAGAUAUUCAACAGCAGGACCUUGGCAUUGUUGGAGAAAUUGUUAUUACUAAGGAUGAUACACUCAUCUUACGAGGCAGAGGUGAUCCACAAGCCCUUGAAGCUCGUGUCCAACAAUUACAGGAAGAUAUAGAAAGUACCACUUCCGAUUACGAACGUGAAAAACUAAACGAACGCCUGGCUAAACUUUCUAACGGUGUUGCUGUUUUAAAGGUCGGUGGAUAUAGUGAAGUUGAAGUAAAUGAAAAGAAGGAUCGCGUUAAUGAUGCCUUGAAUGCCACUCGUGCCGCAGUUGAAGAAGGUAUUGUACCUGGAGGAGGUGUAGCUUUGCUACGAUGUGAUGCAAGUUUGGAUAGCAUCAAAACUGAUAAUGAAGAUCAACGAAUUGGUGUUGAGAUAAUCCGUAAAGCGUUGCGUAGCCCUUGCUCAACCAUUGCAUCCAACGCUGGAAUGGAAGGAGCAAUAAUUGUAGACCAAAUAAUGAAAUCCUCCUCAGAAAUUGGCUACGAUGCCGCAAGUAACAAUUUUGUAGACAUGAUGAAAAAUGGUAUCAUUGAUCCGACGAAGGUUGUCCGCACCGCUAUAACCGAUGCCGCUGGUGUAGCAUCAUUACUGUCGACCGCUGAAUGUGUAGUAGUAGAAAUGCCAAAGGAAGAAAAAGAUAUGCCUGCAAUGCCCGGCGGUGGAAUGGGCGGAAUGGGUGGUAUGGGAGGUAUGGGAGGUAUGAUGUAA